UAUAUUCGCAUAAACAAUACACCUAUAAUUGGCCACGGCGAUGACCAGUUCUUUCUUUACUUCUUCCUCCUACAUAUUAAAAUCGUCCCCAUUUCUCUCUCUCAAAGCUCCAUUAGAAUCAGCUAGCAGCGCCGCCCUAACAUCCCUAUUUUUUACGGCAGCGUCUACAAUUCCGGCAGACCAUUACGACAACGUUUACUAGUUUCCUUCAUUCCAAAUGGGCCAAUCUUCCUCAGCUCACGGCUUCUCCCCCACCGAUUCCAAUUAUCCCCACCACCGUUGUUCCGGCACCGGCCAUUCCCAAUCGGAAUUUUUCUACCCUACACUUUCCGAAGAAGACGAUUUCCCCAUUUCACAACCCUGUGAAAACCGAGAUUACACUGAUGGUCUUCCUGACGAAUGUUUAGCCCUAAUUUUCCAGUCCUUGAGCUCCGGUGAUCGGAAAAGAUCUUCCCUUGUCUGCCGGAGAUGGCUUCUGGUUGAAGGGGUUAGCCGUCACCGGCUUUCUCUCAACGCAAAAGCUGAAAUCAUUCCGGAUAUACCCACCAUCUUCUCUCGUUUCGAUUCCGUCACCAAACUCGCUCUCCGAUGUGACCGAAGAUCGGUUAGCAUCAACGAUGAAGCUUUGAUCCUCAUCUCCCACCGAUGCGUUAACCUAACGCGCCUAAAGCUUCGUGGUUGCCGAGAUAUCACCGAUUUGGGAAUGGCUUGUUUGGCAAAGAAUUGUGAGAAAUUGAAGAAAUUCUCUUGUGGGUCUUGUAUGUUUGGAGCUGAAGGUAUGAAUGCUUUGCUUAUUAACAGCAUUUCACUCGAAGAACUCUCUGUUAAACGUUUACGGUGUAUGAAUCAUACUGUAUCUGUUGAACCGAUUAGCAUUGGAUCUAAUGCUGCUUGUUCGCUUAAAUCUAUAUGUUUGAAAGAGCUUUAUAAUGGACAAUGUUUUGGACCUUUGAUCAUGGGAUCGAAGAAUUUGAAGACGUUGAAAUUGUUGCGAUGUUUGGGUGAUUGGGAUAGAGUCUUGGAGACGAUUGCAAGUAGGGAGAAUCAUUUAGUUGAGAUUCAUUUAGAGAGGGUUCAAGUGAGUGACAUUGGACUCAGGGCGAUAUCCAAGUUUUCGGACUUGGAGAUUCUUCAUUUGGUGAAAGCUCCUGAAUGUACAGAUGCUGGAGUUGUUGAUGUGGCUAGACAUUGUAAGUUGUUGAGGAAGGUUCACAUUGAUGGAUGGAGGACGAAUCGAAUAGGUGAUGUUGGUUUGGGUGCCAUCGGCGAAUAUAGUGUAAACCUCAAGGAAUUGGUAAUUAUGGGUUUGAAUCCUACGGUGACUAGUUUAUUAGCCAUUGCUUCUAAUUGUCAAAAGUUAGAAAGAUUAGCACUUUGUGGUAGUGAGAGUAUUGGGGAUGCUGAAGUAACUUGUAUUGCUACAAAAUGUAUGGCUUUGAAGAAGCUUUGUAUUAAGGGAUGUGAGGUAACAGAUGAAGGGAUUGUGUCUUUCGCGUGGGGAUGUCCUAAUUUGGUGAAAAUUAAGGUUAAGAAGUGCAAGAACGUAACUGGUGAAGUUGCAGAUUUGUUGAGAUCAAGAAGGGGAUCUUUGACGGUGAAUCUUGAUGUUGGGGAAGUUGAUGUGGAGGUUGUGGAUGGUAGCGCUAGUGAUGGUGGAGCAUUAGAAGAAGGCAUAGAGUUUCCGCCGAUUGCAAGAACUGUUCCCAUCCUUGGUGCUGGUGGUGUCGUUGAUAUUGAUACCCCAUCGACCGGUAAUUUUGGUCGAUCAUCAUCAUCUACUUCAAGGAUUGGCUUUCUUGGAGGAAGGGGCUUCGUUGCUUGCACUUUCCGUAGGUGGUCAAAUGGUAACGCCAAUGAGAACUUAUGAAAAUUGUGAACACAAGUUAGAACAGAGAAAACACUCUGUUCAACUUCAUUUUUAAUUGAAUCAAUAGAAAAGUGUGGAUGUGCGACUUAUCUCUCCUUCGUUUGUGUGUUUGAUAAUUGCUUUUUGAAAAUUUGAUAUGUAACCAUAGAUGCAUUUAGAAUCUUAGAAGUCACUUCUUGGAUGAUGAAAUCUAUCCCUGCUCUAUUGACAAUUGCAUUAUAGAGUGCUGUCUUGAACCAUGUAUACUGUUGCUUCUGGUAUGUGAAUCAAAUAGAUAUUGUUCCAUCGUCUAAAUGUCAUCAAGGACAGUGAUCAUUAUGCAUGUUCAUUGUCAUUUUGCUUCAAGAAUGGAGUAAUACAUGUCGAAGCACCUUUCUAUAUUA
Solanum tuberosum (potato) is the source of this 2250-nucleotide messenger RNA. RefSeq names its product F-box protein SKIP2-like. Gene Ontology annotation, biological process: SCF-dependent proteasomal ubiquitin-dependent protein catabolic process. The transcript has a single exon. Gene Ontology annotation, cellular component: SCF ubiquitin ligase complex. NCBI's taxonomy places the organism in Eukaryota, Viridiplantae, Streptophyta, Magnoliopsida, Solanales, Solanaceae. The record is from RefSeq and is a predicted model, not a curated record. Bases 218 to 1867 code for a protein of 549 amino acids. Gene Ontology annotation, molecular function: protein binding.